Messenger RNA from Thamnophis sirtalis, 1302 nucleotides. Lineage: Eukaryota; Metazoa; Chordata; Lepidosauria; Squamata; Natricidae. The record is from RefSeq and is a predicted model, not a curated record.
GUAAAUCUAGAUUUGUUAAGGAAUACUACACCAGUUUAGUCUCCUCAUCUAGCGGGCAAGGAGGAUUGAGGGAUUCAUAUCUAAAACACCAAUCUUGGUGUCAUCUCUCUGAAUCUUGCCAGUCUCAUAAUAAAUCACUUUAUAAGAUUCCUGAGAAAAAUAAUCAGAUGUUCUGACAUUGCCAUUAGCUUUAAUGUGUCCCAUUUUCUGGCCUGAUUUACACAAAGUCUUGCUGUAAUCUUGCUGAAGCAAAGAUUUCAAUGGGAAAUGGUCCUGUCAUUUCAUUACUUUACUAAUUCAGCCUUGCACUUAGCUAACAAGAAACCCAAAGUGGAAGCAUUUGUAGCACUGCUAACUAACAGGUGUCAAGAUGUCAUUGAAAGUACAGACAAGUAACAUCACAAACAAGAAUGAUCCCAAGUCCAUCAACUCCAGGGUCUUCAUUGGGAACCUCAACACAGCAGUGGUCAAGAAGUCAGAUGUAGAAACCAUCUUCUCUAAAUAUGGCAGAGUGGUGGGCUGCUCUGUGCACAAAGGCUAUGCAUUUGUACAAUAUUCAAAUGAAAGGCAUGCACGGGCUGCUGUCCUAGGGGAGAAUGGGAGAGUACUCGCCGGUCAGACUCUAGAUAUAAACAUGGCUGGAGAACCGAAGCCCAACAGACCCAAAGGACUAAAGAGAACAGCAUCUGCCUUGUACAGCAGUGGCUAUGACUUUGACUAUGAUUACUACAGAGAUGACUUCUAUGACAGACUCUUUGAGUAUCGAGGAAGAGUCUCCCCCAUACCCAGGAUGGUUCCCGUGAAGCGGCCACGAGUCACCAUACCUUUAGUGCGACGUGUCAAAGCAACUAUCCCGGUCAAGCUCUUUGCCAGAUCUGCUGCUCUUGUGAACAGCUCCGCCAAAUUAAAAUUGAAAUGCAGUGAACUGCAGACAAUUAAAACUGAGCUGACGCAGAUCAAAUCCAACAUUGAUGCUCUCUUGGGCAGAUUGGAGCAGAUUGCUGAACAACAGAAAGCACCCACAGAAGUUAGAAAAAAGGCAGAUGGAAACAAAAGUGAAAUUUCUCAGGAAGACACAUCAUCAGAAGCAGAGGCGAACACGGAAGAGCCAUUAAAUGGGGAAGAAGAAGAGGAGGAGGAGGAGGAGGAAGGCCUUGUGCAGGAUGACUGUGAUGAUGAAUUGGAGAAUAGCCAUUUCACAUAUGUGGAAGACUCCAGCCUACAGUAAUUAGGUAUAUUCUAAAACUUACAGAUUCCAUUUAUGACAUCAAAAUCACAUUGAAUUGUGUAAAAUAAUAUUUA